AUGGUGCAGUUGAUGAAAAACGGCAACCCGGACUCGCACAGCGAAAAGACGCCGGUGGUGAAGGUGGAAAUGGAGGAUACUUUAGAAGAAGAGCAUGGACCACUCUCCAAGCGCCAAAAACAGGGUCUGGGCAUGGGAAGUUUUCCAGAGUCAGUUUUGCAGUAUAACCCACUUGAUGAGCCAAGUCCAUUGGGUUUGCAACUGAGAAAAAGCCCAUCACUUUUGGAGUUAAUCCAAGCAAAGCUUUCUCAAGCAAGAGCAUCCAAAGUUGGAAGUCAUGGUCAUGGUAAAAAAGAACAGAGAGGGGGUGCUUCUGGCACUACUGAUAAGCUGAAGGCCUCCAACUUUCCUGCCUCUAUUCUUAGAAUUGGGACUUGGGAGUACAAAUCAAGAUAUGAAGGGGAGUUGGUCGCAAAAUGUUACUUUGCGAAGCAUAAGCUGGUGUGGGAAGUUCUUGAUGGGGGACUGAAGAAUAAGAUUGAAAUUCAAUGGUCUGAUAUAAUGGGUCUCAGGGCAAAUUAUCCUGAUGAUGGUCCUGGUACUAUAGACGUUGUGUUGGCCAGGCAACCUCUUUUCUUCAGAGAGACUAAUCCGCAACCUAGAAAGCACACUCUUUGGCAGGCAACAACAGAUUUUACUGGUGGACAGGCUAGCAUACAUAGGCGACAUUAUCUGGAGAGCCCACAAGGCUUGCUAGGAAAGCAUUUCGAAAAACUUAUUCAAUGCGAUCCCCGUCUCAACUUUCUCAGUCAGCAAGGAGAGAUAACAUUGGAUUCUCCAUAUUUUGAGCCCAGAAUCUCUGUGUUUGAUAAUCCAAAUGAAAACAACAGUGGGUUUGAUAUGAAUAGUGGGGAGAGUUCUUCCUUUUCAAACUUAUUGGACCCAGCUUCGCCCUCUGGAGCUCAAUCAUAUUCUUCAAAAUAUGAACCCGAUGCUCUUGGUAGACAUUCAGAACCUUACCCUGGCGAAACUCCAUCACCAAGCUCAGCUAGGGAAAUACUGACCAUUGAAGAUAUCAAAACUGGGGGGAUGGAGCAACUAAAGGUGCUCAGCAAUUGGGAUCAGAUCAGGGCGCCUUGUCUCCACUUCUCUAUGUCAAUGAGUGAUAUGGUGAGCUAUCUUGAGCAUCGGAUAUCCGAGCAGAAUUCCACUAACUAUCCAUCACUCUCAAGCGAGGAAUGGCAAAGCCUUCAAAUUCUGGACAAUGUUAAACAAUGCUUGUUCAGCGACAUCCAACACAUGCCCGACUCAGAUGAGAAGUCUCUCAUGUCAAGGGUCAAUUCUCUUUGCUGCCUUCUGCAGAAAGAUACUACAGCUGGUCCAAACUUGCAAAUUAAAAGAGAAAACUGUCCUGAUGCAUCUUUGCCAGAAAAGAGAAUAGAUGACAACUUUAGCGCAUCAACUACAGAUAACGAACCUAUCCCCAUGGAUGAGUCCGAUGAUAAUACCUAUGGUUACAAGAAGCCAGCAUCAAUGACUAGGGAGGACUCAGUUGGAGAAUUGCUGCUUAAUCUCCCUAGGAUAGCAUCUUUGCCUCAGUUCCUGUUCAACAUUCCGGGAGAUACUAAGAACGCUUUGAAAUUUCACCGAUCAGGAAAUGACGGAUCUCGCUGUUUCACUCACUGGUGUAUCUACAGGUUUUCCAUCAAAGAAAGGGUGAAAAACUUUAUUGUAGUUUCGGCUAAUAAAGAUUUGAUCCAUGUCAGAAGCAAUGUCUCUAAGCUUCCUAGAGUAUCUGAACUUUCACAUCUUGAAGUGACUAUGAGACAGUUGAUUGAUGGAAAUAAUAUGACCACCACAGAUUGUUUCAUGAAUGGAGGUGUUUUUUCCUCUGACUAUCAGCAUCCAGAGGCUAGUGUGAAAUUUAUGCAAGAGCAUAAUAAGAGCUUUGUUCAGUUUAAUUCUCCAGGAAAAGUUGAUGGAAGAGAUGCUCGGAACUGA
Fraxinus pennsylvanica is the source of this 1941-nucleotide messenger RNA. The record is from the annotation of a GenBank genome assembly. Lineage: Eukaryota; Viridiplantae; Streptophyta; Magnoliopsida; Lamiales; Oleaceae.